Messenger RNA from Vidua chalybeata, 4110 nucleotides. RefSeq names its product sodium channel and clathrin linker 1 (gene SCLT1). Gene Ontology annotation, biological process: clustering of voltage-gated sodium channels; cilium assembly. Bases 340 to 2334 code for a protein of 664 amino acids. Gene Ontology annotation, cellular component: centriole. The record is from RefSeq and is a predicted model, not a curated record. The transcript is spliced from 20 exons. NCBI's taxonomy places the organism in Eukaryota, Metazoa, Chordata, Aves, Passeriformes, Viduidae.
GCCCUCGGCCGUUGUGAGGCGCCUCCGCGGGGCUCUGGGCCGGCCGUGGCUGCGCAGGCACCGGGGCUGCGUCCUGGCCGAGCCGCGGUGCUGGCACCGGGCUCUGGGGAGGGAGCGGAGGGGCGGCUCUCCCCGCUGCCCCCGCCCCGGGGCACCGGCGGGUGAGGGGAGCGCGUCCCGCCCCGGAGCCGCCGCGCUCCUGCCGCCUCCGCUCCUCCGGCACGGGUCUGGCUUUCCUUCCCUCCCCUCCAGCCGCACAAGAGGCUUUCCCCCCCGGAGCUUCGUGGAGUUUGCUUUGGGAAAGGCGGGAACGAGGCACGGCCCGAUCAGAGGCUAAAAAUGGCACUUGGACACUGUGAAACCAGUGAGGUUCUGAGAAUUACUGCUGAGCAGGAACAUGCCCUUGGUGGUGAUGGCAAAUCAGGAUCCAGGAUGAUGGACCAAAGCUUGUCAGCUCUAAUCACAGGGUAUGGAAAGCAGGUGGAGGAAAUGAGAGAACAGCUGCAGCUUUAUCAGGCACAAAUGGGUGAGAUGAAGCUAAAACUGGAAGAAGUCACCAAGGAAAAUGAAAGGCUGCAUGCAGAGUUGAAAGAGGCUCUUGAGAAGCAACUGGAGGCUCUUCCUUUUGUGCAUCUGGAAACUGAUAUUCCUGCAGAUGAAGGCACAGUGAGAACCCUUCAAGAAGAACUACAGCUGGCAAAGCAAGAAAAAGAUCAAGCAGUUGAGCGCUGGCAGACGUUGUCACAGGAGCACGACCGACUUCAGCAGCAGUACCAGGAGCGCCUGACUAAAACACACAUUCUCAUAGCUGAAAGGAAAAAGCAGAAUGAUCAACUGACUAGCAUUCAGCAGCUGACUCGCCAACUGCACAUGACCAAUCAGCAGUUUCUGAAAACUGUGACAGAACAAGAUGUGGAACUAGAGCAGCUACGAAAACAACUGAGGCAAGCCAAAAUAGAUGGGCAGGCAGCAAAUGCUAAGCUUGAAGAAAUGAUGGCAUUGAAAGAGAAACUUCAGAGCCAAUUGGAGAGAAAGGAAGAAGAUAGGAUGUCUGCCCAGGAGAGAGAAACAGCAUCUGACAAACGCUUGCAGCAAAUGCAGUCUAAUAUAAAACAGUUAGAAAUAAGAUUGUGUGUGACUGUUCAAGAUGCUGAACAGCUGAGAACAGAAAAAGUAGCCCUGGAGGAACAGAUCAGAGAGCUUCAGGCCAAGUCUGCCAGUCUAGAAAGUGAGACAUAUGAUGCUGUUGCAAAAGUCCAAGAUUGCAUACAGCUCUUGGAAGAAGCUAACCUGCAAAAAAGUCAGGCACUCUUUGGGGAGAAACAAAAGGAAGAAGAGAUCAAAAAACUGCAGGAUGAAAUGUCUCAACUUGCAGAAAAUACAGCUGCAAGAAUUAGAAAGGAAGUAGACACUGCAAAGAAGCAAUGUAACAUGCAGGUUUCUCGGCUGACAGAAGAAGUUUCAGCUCUUCAGAUGGAAUGUGGAGAAAAACAAAGUCAAAUUGAACGAGCCAUUAGAGAAAAGAGAGCAGUGGAAGAAGAACUUGAAAAGAUUUACAGGGAGCACAGAGAACAUGAAUCUGACAGUAGAAAACUCGAGCAGCUGCAUCAGAAGAAUUUGCUUGCAGAAGCUGCCAAGGAUGACCUUCAGCGGAGUCUACAGAUGACAGAAAAGAAACUGAAACAACUGGAAAUGAACUCUGAGGAAGAGAAAUCUCGUUGGCAGGAAGUUAUCUGUAAAUUGCAAAGCACUCUGGAUUCAGAAAGAGAAAAGAGUUCCUUUGUCAGUGAACAAAGACUAAAACUUCAGCAGGAGAAUGAACAAUUGCAAAAUGAAAUGGAGGGUUUGAGAAAACUGGCGGUAGAGGCCCAACAAAGAGCUAAAAUAAAGAUAAGCACAAUGGAGCAUGAGCUUGCAGUGAAAGAACGUGGGUAUGAAGCUCGACUCAGGGAGAUGGAGGACACCAGUCACAAGUCCACUACUGAGCUCAGACGUCUCUUGGUAGCUCAGCAAAAAGCAACAAACAGGUGGAAAGAAGAAACAAAAAACCUCACUGAAACUACAGAAGCCAGGAUCAGUAAGCUGAAAAGUGAGCUGCGUCAACAAAAACUCCGUAGCCAGGAGCUCAUUUCCCAGCUGGAAAUAGCAAAUGAGAAGGUAACUGAGGAUGAGACGUUGAUGAUGGAGUAUCGGGAAUACAUCGACAGGCUUCAGAGGCGGCUGAGCCAGGCAGAACAAAGAGCAGCCACAGCAUCCCAACAGGUACCCAGCUCACAAAAAGUGUUAUCCAAGCACAUGGAAUAUGCAGAAGUACUCACUUUAUGUCAUUCCUGAGGCAGAGGUGAUCACUGAUGAGCAGUAUUACCAACAGAAUUUUAACAAGCUUGGAUUUUGGACAUGUCACCCUCUGACAGGAUGUUUAUUUGACAUCUUAGGUUUGUGUGUAGAAACCAGUUUGAUAUGAACUAAACCUGCAUGGUUGAGAAUGUGUGAAUGAAGGUGUACAGGCCUUUCCAGCUUUAGAAAUGGCAAGUUAGCAAAGAUUAAAAAAACCCUUAAAUAACUGUAGCUCCUGUUUGCUGGUCUGGAGUGCACCCACUGCAGUUACCAUUGGCUGUGUGUUACAGCUGCAGCUCCUGCAGUGGUAAAAAUUGUGCAGACAGAGUAGGAAAUGCUUGUUUCUUUCCAGGCCGUUGGAGAGACAAAGGAGAGAGAGUGUAUCCCUCUCAGUAUUCAGUUUUUCCAUAGUGUUUAAGCUGUACAACUCGAAGCAAAUCCCAUGGGGGUUUAUACACUGAGUUCAUUUUUUUUUUGCCAAGGAAGUUCAUUACUCAAAUUGGCCUCCUAUUAAAUAAAGAUGGUCUUUCUGCCUCCUGCUUUUUUUACAGAUUUAGGAAAACCAUUUGCAAAUUACAGCUUGUUAAUGCAGGUGACCCAUGUGAGCUGCAGAUAGAUGAUAUUUGGCUGACCUAAAUUGCUCAGUUAGGACAAAUGGCAUUUUUUUUCCCAACAGCAGUGAAUAAAUGGGCAUAGCUGCCAAGCUGUCAUAACAUAAGCUGUGGUUCCUGGCUCUAAAUGCUCUCUGUCAUGACAAGGUCUAUUCAGCUGCUGAAGAUUUGCUUUGAAAGACGAAUUAAUUUUUUUUAGCCUCCUGUUUAUUAUGUGGAUCUGUUUAGCUCUAAUGCUUCUAAGAUGCUGUCUUCCCAUAAAAACCCAAACAUCCUUAUGUCACAUUUCAAGCAAUAAACUCAUGGCCUUGGUGCCCAUAGAGGAAGAGGUCUUGCUGUUCCUGAAAACAUUGGUAAUUAGCUGUUCCUCGCCAGGCUUUCUCUGGAAGAUAACAAAGAGAUUUGACGUUGUGCAGCCCAAGUGCUGUUGCCAGACUUCAGAACUGCCUUGCCCUUGUGGCAGAGGUUACUGCAGAGGCCUGGCUUCUCCGUAGUGACUUCGGAACUGCUGUGCCAAGCCCCUUCCUUUUUCUCUCCACCCCAAAAAAACAAAUACUGGCACUGUCCCUGCUAAAGGUCUCCCAUAGUACUGCAAGAAUGUCCUCUCUUCUGAGUCUGGGUCUUUAUUCUCUCCUAGGCCGCAGAAGGCUGAAUGUUCCCAUGUGAAUUCCAUCAGACUCAGUGAUGAUUCUCUCUAUUCCUAACCUAUAGGCUGAGGGCUGCUUUCUGGCCUGUGUGUUCUCACUGCAUUAUCUGCCUUCACUGUAAAAUUGUAUCAAAUAUAGACUAGAGCUGGACUAGUAGGGAGCCUAUAAAUUACACUUCUGUUGUGGUCAGUUCAAUGACUGUAAAUCUUAGCUUAUUCUGAAAUAAUAGUGAUCAGUAAGAAGCAUAAAAAAUACAAGAUAAUGUUUGCACAAGUUUAAAACAUCUAUCCUGUAGGUGUCUUUUAGUGUAUUCCUGCUAUGUAUCAUCUUGUAUUCUCUGGGAUCUGAAUUAAGACAAAAGCAGUAGUCAUCUACAGAGUACAUUGUACAUCCUGCUGUUCAUCCCAAAGUCACACUGCCUGUGCUUGUUCCCUCUCCUUCAUGACACUUUCAGUAUGGAAGUUCUACUGUUACUUUGAUCCUACAAAGAAUUAUUACAAAGCUAUCAUCUGCUU